Triplophysa dalaica is the source of this 3206-nucleotide messenger RNA. Its product is annotated as toll-like receptor 13. Gene Ontology annotation, biological process: inflammatory response; toll-like receptor signaling pathway; immune response. The transcript is spliced from 2 exons. Bases 384 to 3077 code for a protein of 897 amino acids. Gene Ontology annotation, molecular function: protein binding; transmembrane signaling receptor activity. Gene Ontology annotation, cellular component: membrane. The record is from RefSeq and is a predicted model, not a curated record. NCBI's taxonomy places the organism in Eukaryota, Metazoa, Chordata, Actinopteri, Cypriniformes, Nemacheilidae.
UCAAGUAAAUUAUGUUAAAUUUUGAUCUUGCAGUAGACGGUUCAUAUUUUUUUUCCGUUGUGAAAGGUAGUUCAAGGAUUUCAUUUACUGGCAGACCUGGUGUCAGCUUAAUGUCUUCAGCAUUUUUUUAAAUAUAUUUUUGGCCAAAAAAUGUAUAUGUCCAAUCUUUUCAAAAUUGAAAACUAGAGAAAAACAAAAAAAGGCAACUGUCAAAACUCACACAUCUCUGGUAUCUGACUGCAAAAAGGGGAAGUGACUUGCUUGUUUAAAAAUAUGUAUUCUUACUUUUUACCUACAGAGAAAGAGUAACAACAUCAAGAGAAGAAUACACAAUCAAAGCAGAAGAUUAAAUUAAGAAAGAUAAAAUCACUCAAGAACUGAAGAUGACUCUGCUCACACUCUUCAUAUUGUGUCUUAAGAUUUCUUGUGUAUUUUCAUGGCUUGCUGGGAAAUGUCUUUUGGAUGGUGUUGAACGGAUGCCAUUUGCGAACUCAUUUGAUGGAAAAACAACAAAUUCUGCCUCCUGCAAUGGUAUCACUGAUAUUAAAGAGGACCUCCGCGGGCUUCCAUCAAAUUUACAGAGUCUCAGGAUUCAGAUGGAUCCGGAUAUGCACUAUGUUGGUAUUUUGUCUACCAGAUCAUUUUCAAAUUUCUCUUCUCUGGAAUACCUCGGAAUUACUGGAUGUUUUUCAAAGAUCUCUCAAGAAGCUUUUACUGGGUUGUUAAAUUUAACUUCAUUAGGGUUAGAUUUCAAUACAAAUGAUUGUUGUGAAGUAUCUAUUGAUUUUAGUGGACUUAGUUCACUUAAACGCCUGUCUCUUUCACAAUAUAGUUUGACAUUAAUGACACCAAAUGUUUUUGAUACAAUUCCUCAGUUAGAAAUAUUAUACAUAGAGAAUGCGUGUUUAAAAGACCUUUCUGAGGUUCUGUGUCGACUUGAAAAUUUAAAUUCACUUAAGUGGCUUCAUCUCAGUGAUUAUGAUUUAAAAGUACUUCACUUCCCAAACUGCUCUUUUUUCAACACCUCUGACAGUCAGAGACCCACUGUAUACAAUAUUGAAAAGAUACAUUUGAUUCUGGGAUCAGUAAAGCACAUAGAUGAUGGGGCUUUGAAAGUUUUGGGAAAUUUGUGGGAACUGGGCUUUGGUUUUCGAUCAGAUUUUCUCAGAGAUCUUUCUUUGAUUGGAGUAGAAAAUAUCAAUAGCUUGAGUUUCCGUGUGAAUGUACUUAACAUUGAUGAGUUGUGUUACGCAGCAAAGCUGUAUUCUAUUAAAUAUAUAAGUGUACUUUACAGGACUGUAAACUUCCCAGCUACUCCCACAAAUGUCUCUAUAGACUGUAAAGAAGUUGUAGGCAUCGGUCUUGAUAAAAUUAGUUUUGAUAAGAAAGUCCUUUUAGAUAUGGAUUUAAUCUUUCAUAUUUUCAGCAACCUCUCAAGAUUGGAAGCAACUAGACAUGUGCUCAAAUCAAAUGAUUUUAAAUCGGUUUGUUUGUCCUUUCCACAGUCAGUAAAACAGCUUUCCAUAAUGUAUUUAAAUGCAAAUACAAUAGGUAAAAUAAUUUCUCAUCAGUUUAUGUGUUUCACAAGUCUUGAAUGUUUGCAAUUAUCUAUAAGUAAUAUUUCCAGCAUAGAAGACUUUGCUUUCACUGGAUUAGACAAAUUGAAAGAUUUAAGUCUCUGUCACAACAGGUUAUCUCACAUUUAUCGAGACACAUUCAGUGGUCUAUAUGAACUGAUGUUUUUAGAUCUUCAAGAAAAUCCUUUAAUUCAAAUUGAGUCAAAUUCGUUGGGACAUCUUAUUAACCUUCAGACUCUUCUUCUAGGAGAUCUACACUUCCCACCAAAAAUUUCACAGAUCAAGCUAGAUUUAUGUGAAAUAUUUGGAGUGAUCCCGAACAAUCUGAAUAAUGUGUUUAUUAGUUCAGGCAUUAGACCAAUGCAUUUAAUCUUUGGAGACGUUACACUGAAUCAGAGUCUAAAUCUCCAAAUCAAAGGUCAAUAUGUGACAGUUGAGGACUGUGACAGUCCACUCUUGACAUCUAUAGUUAAACUUCAAAUUGAUGCUGAAUAUAUCCUCUGUGGAAAGGACUUUAUUGGGAAAUAUGUUAAAUCGGUUGUCGAGCUGGAAUUUACAUCAGCAUUCUCAGACAAUAUUGGUGAUUUAUCAGUAAUCAAUGAGCUUGUUCAUUUAAAAACCGUAAAGCUGGAAAACAUUGAUUUAUCUAAACAGCCAAAUGUGCAAAAAAUGUUUCAUAAUUUGACAAAAUUACGAACACUGAUGCUGAUAAACUGUAAAAUAUUGUUUUUGGAUGGAACUCUGAGCAAAGACUUUAAGGCACUGAAAAGUAUUUUGUUUUUAGCAGAGAAUUAUGUGAAUAUUUUGCAAAACUUUGUUGAACAUCUUAGUAGUUUAAAAGAUCUCCGUCUCUAUGGGCUUCGUCUUCUAUGCAGUUGUGAUGAUGCUUGGUUGGUCUCAUGGGUGAAGGACAACAGGCAGGUGCAGGUUGUUAUGUUCAAUCCCACCAUGAACGAUUUCCAGUGUUUGAGUGAUAAUGGAGUUGAUGUUCUCAACUUUGUUCAUUUCGUCCAGGACAACUGCUCAUUAAAUAUUGAAUUUGUGCUCUUUGCCUCAACAUCUGCUUUUUUAUAUUUGUUUAUUUUUGUAGUAUUGUCAUAUCAGUUUGCAGGGCAAUACAUAAAGCCAUUCUAUCACAUUGCCAGUGGAUGGUUCAGAGAAGCUUUACAUAACGAUGGCAAACAGCAGUACCGCUAUGAUGUGUUUGUCUCAUACAGCAGUAAAGAUGAACGCUGGGUCAUGGAAGAACUUCUUCCAAACUUGGAGCAGCGUGGCCCUCCAUUCCUGCAUCUCUGUUUGCACAGUCGGGACUUUCAGCUGGGACAAGACAUUGUGGAAAACAUCACAGACAGCAUCUAUGCAAGUCGACGAACUCUUUGUCUAGUAAGUCGUAACUACAUCCGUAGCAGCUGGUGUUCUUUGGAGAUGCGAUUGGGCACCUACAGACUCCAGGUUGGCCCGACUGGUGAAAACGAGGACUUAUCUAGACUGGCCACUUGACACUGAGAUGCAUGAGGCAUUCUGGGAAAGGCUGUGGAAAAAACUGAGCUCUGACAAAAAUAACUCAUAACAAAAACUCAUGCUGAAUUCAGUGGGAAUAGUUUUAACCAUAUUGUAUUUAUGCAAUUA